Messenger RNA from Sander lucioperca (pikeperch), 3251 nucleotides. It is a transcript of the gene prkcda, whose product is annotated as protein kinase C, delta a. Lineage: Eukaryota; Metazoa; Chordata; Actinopteri; Perciformes; Percidae. Gene Ontology annotation, molecular function: diacylglycerol-dependent serine/threonine kinase activity; ATP binding. The record is from RefSeq and is a predicted model, not a curated record. The coding region runs from base 308 to 2371 and encodes 687 amino acids. The transcript has 18 exons. Gene Ontology annotation, biological process: protein phosphorylation.
AGGACAACUGGGUGCAUUGAAACUACUGGGGUUGCGUGUGUGCGUGUGUGCGUGUGUGUGUGUGCGUGUGCGUGUGCGUGUGCGUGUGCGUGUGUGUGUGUGUGUGUGUGUGUGUGUGUGUGUGUGUUAAACGUCACUGCUUGCCGAAAAGGCUCUGCGAGCGCGCGCUAACAUUACACUUCCUCAAUCGACGACGGAAUCCCAGAGCGAAAAACGAGAGGAAGAGAAAGAGCAACUUUCGUCGUGCUGCGGUGAUAAAGAAACAGCACAGAGUUUGCAGGACGAGGUGACGUUGGUACUUAUCACCAUGGCUCCUUUCUUGAGGAUCGCCUUUAACUCGUACGACUUGGGCCUCCUGCUUCCUCUGGCCGACCCGCCUUUCUGUGCAAUCAAGUUGAAGGAGGCCUUGACAACUGAUAGAGGUAAGACCCUGGUUCAGCGGAAACCCACCAUGUACCCGGCUUGGAAGGCCACUUUUGAUGCCCACAUCUAUGAGGGUCGUGUGCUGGAGGUACUGCUGAUGAAGACAGCAGAAGAGCCGCUUGCUGAGGUCACUGUCGGAGUGUCUGUCCUUGCUGAGCGCUGCAAGAAAGCCAACGGGCGUGCUGAGUUCUGGGUGGAUCUUCAUCCUUCUGGGAAAGUGAUGAUGGCAGUGCAGUAUUUUCUAGAGGGAGUGGAUACAGAGAGUAAGCAGGCUGGCAAGGAGGAGGAGGCUCCUACCCUGAACCGUAGACGAGGGGCCAUCAAGCAGGCCAAGAUCCACUUCAUAAAGAACCAUGAGUUCAUUGCCACGUUCUUCAGACAGCCCACUUUCUGCUCCGUGUGCAGAGAAUUUGUCUGGGGCCUCAACAAGCAAGGCUAUAAAUGCAGACAGUGCAAUGCAGCCAUCCACAAGAAAUGCAUAGACAAAAUCAUCGGCAGAUGUACUGGUACUGCUGCCAACAGUCGGGAUACUGUGUUCCAGAAGGAGCGCUUUAAAAUUGACAUGCCGCACCGUUUUAAGACCAACAACUACAUGAGUCCCACCUUCUGCGACCACUGUGGAAGUCUGCUGUGGGGUCUUGUCAAACAAGGCCUCAAGUGUGAAGAUUGUGCCAUGAAUGUCCAUCACAAGUGUCAGGAUAAAGUAGCCAACCUUUGCGGUAUCAACCAGAAACUGCUAGCUGAAGCACUCACACAAGUCAGCCAGAAAUCGUCCACCCGCCGUUCAGAUCCAAACAUGCCUGAUCUGCCUGAUAUUGGAAUCUACGAUGAAGUUAGCAAGCUUGCUGGACUGGAUAUCAAUGAUGGAUCUCCCUAUGGCAGACUGUGGGAGGGGUCCAACCCACGGCCUCAGUCUCGUAUAACUCAUUUGACCCGCAUCAACGUGGACAACUUUGUCUUCCACAAGGUCUUGGGAAAAGGCAGCUUUGGCAAGGUUCUCCUGGCAGAGCUGAAGGGUAGUGGAGAGUACUUUGCAGUAAAGGCUCUAAAGAAAGAUGUAGUGCUGAUGGAUGACGAUGUGGAGUGCACUAUGGUAGAGAAGAGGGUCUUGGCUUUAGCCUGGGAUAACCCCUUCCUCACACAUCUUUACUCCACCUUCCAUACCAAGGAGCAUCUGUUCUUUGUGAUGGAGUAUCUGAACGGAGGAGACUUGAUGUUUCAUAUUCAGGAGAAAGGGCGCUUUGAACUCUACAGAGCCACGUUCUACUCUGCUGAGAUUAUUUGUGGUCUUCAGUUCUUACAUACCAAAGGGAUCAUCUACAGAGAUCUUAAGUUAGACAAUGUGAUGCUGGACCAUGAGGGACACAUAAAGAUCGCUGACUUCGGCAUGUGCAAGGAGAACGUGUUUGGAGAGAAUCGUGCUACAACUUUCUGCGGUACUCCUGACUAUAUCGCUCCAGAGAUCCUGCUGGGACAGAAAUACUCAUUCUCCGUUGACUGGUGGUCAUUUGGGGUGUUGCUUUACGAAAUGCUCGUUGGUCAGUCGCCUUUCCAUGGAGAUGAUGAGGAUGAGCUGUUUGAGUCCAUCCGCAUGGAUACUCCUCACUAUCCUCGUUGGAUCAACAAGGAGGCCAAGGACCUGCUUGAGCAGUUGUUCGAAAGAGACCCCACUCGCAGGCUUGGGAUCGUGGGUAAUGUCCGUUUACAGCCGUUCUUCAAGACCAUCAACUGGCAGGCCUUGGAGAGUAGAGAGAUUGAACCCCCCUUCAAACCCAAAGUGAAAGCACCAAAUGAUUGCAGCAACUUUGAUCGGGAGUUCCUCAGUGAGAAGCCUCGUCUCUCCUACAGCGAUAAGAACUUCAUAGACUCCAUGGAUCAGGCGGCAUUUGCUGGCUUUUCAUUCAUCAACCCUAAGAUGGAGCAGCUUUUAGAAAAGCGAGUGUUGUGAUGACAGUCAGACCUGGGUUACAUCUCUACCACUUACGGACAGUUCCCUUAUUCUUUCACCUUGUUAAACUUGCAAAUGAACGAGCUGUUCCACUAUCAGUAUUUGUGUGACCUUAUUUUAAGCACAAACCAUUCUCCUUGGGUACGUGUAGAAAUGAUAAGCGUAGAAACGGGCUCUUGUACUGUACAUAUUGACAGUAUUGUGUUUGUGUGCAUGCUUGUUAUUUGUCUAGGUUGUGAAAGCCUGUAUGAGUAAUAAUAUAAGGGCGGGAGGUUGAAAAUCCUUACAUUUCACUUGACGUCACCGCUACCAUCUGCAGCUAUUUUGUGUCCCUUUUUGUAACAUUUAAUUCAACCCAACUGGGAAUGAAAAAGUAUGAAGAGGGAAAGAAACCUAUAGGAAUAAAUGAUGCUGUAUACUUCAAAUGUAGAUUUUUUGUGUGAAUGAGUUGGCUGCAUGUAUAGAAAUCUCAGACCAACAAAAACAUAUUCAUCUUUAAAUAUAGAUUAAUAAUGAAUGUUAUCUGUCUUUGGAACAUCUGAAUUCUUGCCUUUGACUGAAUGAAUCAUGUCUUGCUGACAAAGAAGAACUUGUGGUGAUUGGCUUUCCGGUCCCAUAUAAAGAACUCAUUUUGAUAGAUUAACAGCUGGUCUCAGCUAAAUUGAAAGGUCCUGUCUGUGUACAGGGGAGGCAGUCGGUGCAAAAGGUCAAGUAAAGGUACGUGACUUCAAACAGUAAGUUAGGAGUCACUGAAACGCUGUAUAUAGACAAUGUACUGUAUAUGUAUAUUGCUGUAACAUGUAUAUUUGUUCGCUAAGGAUGUACUUUUUUUUUACUGUCUCCAUCUUUUACAUCUGAUUAAAAAAACAUCAACUCCCAA